Messenger RNA from Xenia sp. Carnegie-2017, 834 nucleotides. Its product is annotated as EF-hand calcium-binding domain-containing protein 1-like. The transcript is spliced from 7 exons. The record is from RefSeq and is a predicted model, not a curated record. Gene Ontology annotation, molecular function: calcium ion binding. NCBI's taxonomy places the organism in Eukaryota, Metazoa, Cnidaria, Anthozoa, Malacalcyonacea, Xeniidae. The coding region runs from base 73 to 681 and encodes 202 amino acids.
GACAACGGCCUUCACAACAAGACGCUGAGCUGGUCAUAAUUGAAACCUCUGUAAAAUAAGUAUAAAUUUAAGAUGACUAGCCUCACUGUAAAGAAGAAUCAAGCAAAAAUAGCAGAGGGUAUUUACAAGCAAACACACUUCACAAAAACAGAGGUAGAGAAUUUGCUGAUGAUAUUUCGUGAAAGAGCGAACCAGAAAGAGAAGCUUGACCGAACAAAAUUUCGGGAUAUUCUUCAUAACACAUUUGGAAUGACAGAUGACUUUCUUAUGGAUGGCGUGUUUAGAGCUUUUGAUAAAGAUAAUGAUAGUAAUAUCAACAUGGAAGAAUGGAUCCUUGGUUUGUCAGUUUUUCUACGAGGUACCAUGGAGGAAAAAAUGCACUACUGCUUCGAGGUGUAUGACUUAAACAGCGAUGGUUACAUAUCACGCGAAGAGAUAUUUCAAAUGCUGAAGUCAAGUUUGAUUAAGCAACCAACGGAAGAAGAUCCCGAUGAAGGUGUGAAAGAAUUAGUUGAAAUCGUGCUGAAGCUGGUGGAUCAUGGCAAUGUUGGAAAAUUAUCUUUCAAGGACUUUGAAAUGGUUGUAAACAAAGAGCCUCUCCUUUUAGAAGCUUUUGGUCCUUGCUUACCUGAUGCUAAGGCUAUCGAUGAUUUCAACACACAAUUCACAGAUACAACGUGAUUAUACCAAUUUUUUGAGAUCUGGCUACCGUCAAGCUUAGUUUCAUGGAUAGAAAUCGUCGUACUAUAUCAUAUUUUCAUUAAGACUUUUUAUGAUAAUGUUACGAAAAUGUACGGAUUUCAUUGAAUGGAAAGAAACUGACUAUGCAUAAAA